UGCUGGAGUUAUUGCACAAAACAUUAGUCAUCCGGUGUUUUCCAAAUAAUUGUGUCAACAACAUUACCACAGAUUUGUCUUUGUUGGUGGAAUUUCUCGUGAAACCCAGAACAUCUGCUUCCCUGCUAUUUCAAGUUUGGCGUUUUGACAGUACCUGCUAGCGACCGAAUAAAAAAGAGUGAACCAAAAGAAAAUACUACGGGGAUAAAAAGAUAUGGCUGAAGGUGGAGAGGAUUCAACAAUAGAUGAUGUUGACGAGGGCAUCCCACAGUUCCAACGCCAGCUCAGUCAUCAAGAAGUCGGAGACCAAGCAGCCGUUCUCCUCCGUCAUUUUAUCAUCGAUCGAUUCGAGAGGGACUCUAUCGAGAAUGCCCCGAGGCAGGAGGACUUGGGCGUGGCCACGCCCGGACAGGAGGAGGUGUGGCAACAAGUCGGCUCCACCCUCCGUGAGAUCGGACACAUCUUGGAUCAAGACCGAGAACUUCAAAGAAUGAUAAACUCCGUACCGACAGAUUCGCCGAUUGAGGCGAUUAUAGCAGUAGCUCAUGUCAUCUUUGGAGAUGGGGAAAUCCACUGGGGUCGUAUCAUCGGACUUUUCUACUUUGCCUACAGGAUGUGUGUCAGGGCCAUGGACAAUAUUUUACGUUCAAACUUUCCUGGUUGGGUGAACCAACUGGUACGUGAGAUUGUGAAGUUUCUCGUCAGACGCUUUGCCGAUUGGAUAAUACGGCGUGGAGGCUGGACUGCUAUAACAGAAUACUUUGGAUCAUCGACCCCUGCUUGGGCUACACUGGUGCUUAUUUCAAUGGCGACCAUGGCCAUCGGACUUUAUAAACUCAAGAAAUGACAACGAGGACUUCCACAUUACCUCAACACUUCGGACUCCGUGGUUCUUGUUUUAAUGGACUAGGGAUUGGUGAAGUAGACUUCCAAAGUACGAGUUCGCCAGUCAAGACAAUCUAAACAGUUUUUGGUGAUUGAUUGAUUGGUAGUGGAGGAUUUUGAUGGAGUAUAAACUUCAUUUGAUCUGCUGGGAAAAGAGUACUGGAAAGAAUCCCUGGUGUCCCCCCCCCCCUCACCUAACCCACCCUGCCCCCGCCCUGCCCCAACCCUGGCCCACCCUGCCCCUGUCCUGCCCCCACCCUGCCCCCUAAAAACCUUGAUCAGCCCGGAACAGGCUUGGGUUUACAUCUUUGAGAGGACAAGGCCAAUAAAAUGCAAAGGGCACUUUUAUUGGAACUCAAUGGGAAACUAUGGGCACCAAGGUCAAUAACAGGGCAACAGAGGCUGCGGCCUCCGUGAAAUUCCAGGCCUGCCUGAAGCCC
This is a messenger RNA of Asterias rubens (European starfish), 1325 nucleotides long. RefSeq names its product apoptosis regulator BAX-like. Bases 215 to 847 code for a protein of 210 amino acids. The record is from RefSeq and is a predicted model, not a curated record. Gene Ontology annotation, biological process: release of cytochrome c from mitochondria; positive regulation of apoptotic process; mitochondrial fusion. NCBI's taxonomy places the organism in Eukaryota, Metazoa, Echinodermata, Asteroidea, Forcipulatida, Asteriidae. Gene Ontology annotation, molecular function: protein homodimerization activity; channel activity; protein heterodimerization activity. Gene Ontology annotation, cellular component: mitochondrial outer membrane. The transcript has 6 exons.